GUAUAAACAAAAUCAAACCAAGAGCACUUUGAAUGCGUAGUCUUCUUGUUCUUGCAUUCGUUACAUUUGUUGAUUCUGAAUAUUUUCAACAUUUAAAAAGCGAGAAGUUUGGUACAUUAAUUUUCAAAUUCGUCACAAUUUUUAAUUCUUUUGCAGUUUUGUGUUUUUUCAUUUUUUGAUUACCAAAAAAAUAUGUUAAGGCCUGCAAGUUUGACGAAUUCAUUUAGUCGUGCAUUGUUUGAAGCGUUAAAGUCAAAUUACAUGCAUCAUUGAAAGAUUCUUUUUCGUUCUUUCUCAUCGAUUUAUUAGUUUUUUCCAUUGGGAAACUUGUGCGAUUCAUUCUUUUCUUUUGGAAGAAAUUUUGAUUUUUGAUUGAGGUAAGGAGUUGAAUUUCAGUUGACAAUUUGAGGUGAUUUUACUAUUUAGGGUUCGCGAAUAGGAGGAUUGACAAGGUAAAGUGAUUCAGUUUCGACUUUGAGGCUAACUUUCUCUUAUUUGUGCAAUGUUUGAGUGAUUUUGGAGUUUGUGUGAGGUUUUAGAAGAUCAAAUGCGUUGGAUGACAAUUUUGUUAUAAUGGGGAAUACGAUAAACAAUGAUGAUACGGAGAAUUGAAAUUUCUGUUCUAUGGGGUUAGUAGUCAAACAAGUGAGUUUUAGGAUUAGUGAUUUUGAUUUUUGGGGUACUACAAAUGGGUAAAAUUUCAAAGCUGGGUCGACCUCAACAACACUGGAAAUCAAACGUAAAUGGCUGAUUCACACAGGGGUGGCCCUGCAGAAAGGGACAUUGAUCAGGCGGUUACUGCAUUGAAGAAAGGGGCAACUUUGCUGAAAUAUGGGCGAAGAGGGAAGCCUAAGUUCUGCACAUUUCGGCUUUCUAAUGACGAAUCUGUAUUGAUAUGGUACUCUGGAAAGGAGGAGAAGCAACUUAAACUUAGUCAAGUUACAAGGAUUAUUCCUGGACAACGAACUACAAUUUUUAAGCGAUAUCCUCGGCCUGAAAAGGAGUAUCAAUCUUUCUCGCUUAUAUACAAUGAUAGAUCUUUGGAUUUGAUAUGCAAGGACAAAGAUGAAGCUGAAGUAUGGUUUGUUGGUCUUAAGGCACUGAUCUCUAGUAGUGGCUGGCGUAAGCUGAGAAAUGAAGCAAGGGAAAGUAAGACAUCUCUAGAUGGUUCAACUACACGAAGAAUACGUCAUACAUUUGCAUCACUUGAUAUUGGGGAUACAACGUGUCAAGUACCUCUGGACAGCCCUCUGCAGACUGGAUUGGGAAAGGCAUUUUCCGAUAUAGUGCUUUACACUGCUACAUCCAACAAGUUUAGUCAGGUUGAUACUUCCUCUUAUAUUACUAGCUUACAACCAUCCAACAGUAUUACGCGCCGAAGCUCGUCAUCAGAUAAUGUUCGGAUAAGUUCUUCAAGUAUAAUAAGCUCAUCAAGUCAGGGAUCUAUUCGUGAUGAUUUUGAUUCCUUGGGUGAUGUUUUCAUCUGGGGAGAAGGUAUUGGUGAGGGCAUUGUGGGUGGUGGUUCUAGAGUUUUGCAUAGUGGCAUGUUUGAUGCUAAUUUGCCCAAAGCAUUGGAAUCAACUGUAGUCUUUGAUGUUCAUCAUAUAGCUUGUGGUGUUAGUCAUGCAGUGUUGAUUACCAGGCAAGGGGAAAUUUUUAGUUGGGGGGAGGAGUUGGGAGGCAGGCUAGGUCAUGGUGUAGAAGCUGAUAUUUUGAAUCCAAAGCUGAUUGAUGGUCUUAAUGGCUUCAAUAUUGAACUAGCUGCGUGUGGAGAGUAUCAUACUUGUGCCAUUACCACUUCUGGUGAUCUUUUUACAUGGGGUGGUGGUUCUUGUAACCCUGGUAUGCUUGGACAUGGAAGUGAGGCAGGUCACUGGAUUCCAAAAAGAGUAUGUGGACCUCUAGAUGGUGUGCAAGUAUCCUAUGUGUCUUGUGGACCUUGGCAUACUGCUGCUGUUCUAGCUUCUGGAAAGCUGUUUACAUUUGGAGAUGGAACAUUUGGGGUCCUAGGCCAUGGAGACCGCAUCAGCUACACUGUUCCAAGGGAAGUUGAUGCUCUAAGAGGACUACGGACAUUGAAGGUGGCUUGUGGUACCUGGCAUACUGCGGCUAUAGUUGAUACGAUGGAAAAUGAAGCCUCUUUUGAUAGAUCUUUUUCAGCAGCAGGAAAGCUCUUUACCUGGGGUGAGGGUGAUAAAGGUCAGCUUGGACAUGGUGACAGUGAAGUUAGACUGAUACCUAUGUAUGUAGAAACAUUAAUAGAUAAGAAUUUCUGCAAAGUGGCUUGUGGACAUGAUUUUACUGUAGCUCUCUCAACCACUGGACGAGUUUAUUCAAUGGGCAGUACUGAUUAUGGACAAUUAGGAUGUCCUGAAUCUGAUGGAAGAGUCCCAGCUUGUGUUGAGGGUAAGAUUGCAGACAAUUUUGUUGAAGAUAUUGCCUGUGGCUCUCAUCAUGUAGCCAUUGUAACAUCUAAGGCGGAGCUCUUCACAUGGGGAAAAGGAUCAAAUGGGCAAUUAGGUCAUGGAGACAUUGACCAUAGAAAUGAACCAACUUUUGUUGAAUUUAUGAAAGGUAAUCAAGUGAGGAGUGUUUCUUGUGGAUCUAAUUUUACUGCUAUAAUUUGUCUGCACAAAUGGGUUUCUGGAACUGACCAUUCUACAUGUACGAAUUGUCAUAAUCCAUUUGGUUUUCGGAGGAAGCGUCACAAUUGUUACAACUGUGGGCAAGUGUUUUGCAGAGUAUGCAGCAGCCGCAAAUCUCUGAAAGCUUCAUUGGCUCCAAACAUGAAUAAGCCGUUCCGUGUUUGUGAUGAUUGCUUUGUGAAGCUCCAGAAAGCAACAGAAUCUGGAAAUUUGCGAAUUCCUAGACCCAUAAAGAUUAGUCUUCAAAAAUCCAAUGAAGGAGAAGACAAGGAGUCCUUACUUCCCAAAUUUUCAGGACUCUCAUUAGUCAAUCCUAUCAAAAGAACUGAUAGUGAUCGUUCUAAGAGUGGUGCCAAACAAGGAAAAGUUGAGAACUCCAUUCUUCCAACUUUUAAUGGUAUCUUUCAACCUGGAUGUAAUCACCCAUCCACCAUUCGAUCUGCUACUUUAGGAGCCUCAGACAAACGUAUUUCAGCCUCUGCUCCUGGUUCCAGAGUAGUUUCUCGGGCAGCAUCACCUGUUUCACAAGGGUGCAGUCCAAUUGGAUCUUCAACAGUAAUCACUUCGGUCAGUGUUCCUACAUCUCCUGAAGUUGUGGCUCCUAGCUCAAAGCAUACAAAUGAUAAUGUGAGGCAAGAAGUUGUUCAAUUGCGAGCAGAGGUAGAAAAACUUACUGUUGAUAAUAAGCUUCUUGAAGCUGAAUUAGAGAAAGCAAGAAAGCAACUUAAGGAGGCCAAGGUGAUAACAAUGAAUGAGGCUGAAAAAUCUAGAGCUGCCAAGGAAGUCAUCAAGUCUCUUACUCUGCAGUUAAAGGACAUGACUGAAAAGCUACAAGGAGGAAACAAUGCAACCAGCAAAGUAGAUAAUUAUGCGCAAUCCUGUGAGUCUUUUAGAAAGAUCUCUGAUGAGAACAAUCCAACAAGCAUUUUGUCUUCUAAUAGCGAGUCAAAUAAUAAUAUGGACGCCCUGCUGACUCAUGGAGCCAAAGCACAGCCUGUUAAAACUGAGUGUGUUGUGCAAGAUGAGCCUGGUGUGUACAUAACCCUUUGCUCCUUGCCAGGGGGUAUUAAUGAGCUUAAGCGUGUGCGUUUCAGUCGCAAACGUUUCAGCGAAACACAAGCAGAGAAAUGGUGGGCUGAAAACAGCAGUAGAGUAUGCGAGAGACACAAUAUACGGAAUCAAUAGAAGUGAUCAACAGCUCCUUUCCAUUGUGGAAGCUGAACUGAUAAAACUAUUGCUCUUCCUACUUGGAAUGUACCAAACUGCAAUAGAAAGGAGGGGCACCAAGCUCUGUAUUACGCUCUUGGAUAUGUGAAAUUGGUGCAAUUGUCUUCUCUUUUAGAAACAGGGGCGGACCCAGGAUUUAAAAAAUAGGUUGCGCAACUUGUGAUGAAUCCAUUUUUGUGACCAUGUAAAUUUGUGAUGAAUAGUUGGACAAUCCUUUGAAGUUACAGAGAAUGUAGCUAUUAGACUAGUUUUGUAUAAAAUACUAACGGGAACAGUCCGCUCAUGCAUUGAUGUAAAAUUCAGAGUAUAAGUGAAAUGGGGAAAUGGCUUUUUGCUCCAA
This is a messenger RNA of Amaranthus tricolor (Joseph's coat), 4212 nucleotides long. RefSeq names its product PH, RCC1 and FYVE domains-containing protein 1-like. Bases 744 to 3830 code for a protein of 1028 amino acids. The record is from RefSeq and is a predicted model, not a curated record. NCBI's taxonomy places the organism in Eukaryota, Viridiplantae, Streptophyta, Magnoliopsida, Caryophyllales, Amaranthaceae. Gene Ontology annotation, molecular function: metal ion binding. The transcript is spliced from 9 exons.